Messenger RNA from Brugia pahangi, 3198 nucleotides. The record is from the annotation of a GenBank genome assembly. NCBI's taxonomy places the organism in Eukaryota, Metazoa, Nematoda, Chromadorea, Rhabditida, Onchocercidae.
AUGACAAUCUAUCAACUGCGUCGUUUACAUGUCAGUCAAAGUUCGCAAUCGCUGUUACCAGAUGAUACGGUACUUUUGUACCAAACGACGAAAAUUGGGAGGAAUCCUGAUUUAGUUGACGUUGUCCUAAUUUCACAAGUGCAUAGUAAUAUGAUCUCAAGAGAACAUACAACAAUAUUUGUAAAAGCAAAACGUGAUCGUUAUGCAUGUUUUAUAAAAGAUCAUUCCCUUAAUGGCACUUAUGUCAAUGAUUUUAGGGUAUCAGGUGAAGCUGAGUUGCAGCAGGGUGAUGUAAUCAAAUUUGGACAUGUAAAUGGUGCAGCUAUUAAACCCGGUUGCUAUGGACCGCAGACUUCUGCAGAAUUUACAUUUGUUUUUGAAGAAGCGCCAGCUCAUCGAUUGAAUGAUCGUAGACGUCCUAUAACAAUUAUGGGCAAUGCACGACAGGAUUUAUCCCAGAUGUUUGUUGGUGAUGGAAAGAAUUUGCAUACAGCAACAUCUCGAUUACCUUUGGCUAAUCCAGCAAUGGAAUUGGCCACUUCAUGGCAGAAUCCGGCUACAGCUAGUGCUGCAGCAGCAGCUCCGUUUUAUAAUUUGCAAAGGUUUCCUGGUUAUUAUCAAGCAGCUUUUCCUCAGCUCAGUUCCGCAUAUUUACACUCAUUGUGGCCUCAAAAUCCUUGGCCAUCGCAAUCAUCCACAGCUGCUCAGCAUUUUCAGCAUCAUCAACUAGAACAACAGAAACAAGUAGAAGCUGUUGCAGCUACUGCUGCCCAGUAUGGUCAAUUGACCAAUGCGGCAUGGAUGGGUGCAAAUGCGCAAAUUACUGCUGACAGUUCAUCUUUUAUGGGAACAACUGGUGAUAAUCGACUGCGUGCUGUUGUAUCAGAGAGAGUAUCUUCGCCAAGGAUAACUUCGAACAUUACAUUUCAAAUGGCGGCUUCUGCUGCUGUUACAGGUUCAUGCUCUCAGCGAUCGACAACCACAAUUGCGCCAAUCAUUGAUCAAUCAGCUGGAGUUGUUAACCAAAAUAUCAAUGCACAGAGCAAUCAAUUAUUACAGUCUUUAGCGCAUCAUGCACCGGCAUCACGUUCAGCUAGAGUUCCAGCUUCUGCUACAGGAAACAUUCCGACCACUCGAAAUAGUGGUACAACAGCUACACGUCAACAUCAUUAUUCAACAAAUUCUCGAAUAAUCGAUGCACAAAGGAUUUCAAGAUUAACGACAGAUUGUUCUUCGGCUCAGGUAAUUGCUACUCCAUCAGCUAUUGAUUGUGUAAAACGUAUGGAAUGUGAUAGUUCGGUGCCAAGUCCACCAAAAAAUCAACAACAACAAACAGCAGCAGCUAUGUUUGGUGCUGCUGUAUCAACCGUUGGUAUUCAACGAGCAGCAACAACAACAGCAGCAGCAGUAUCAUCCCAACUAUCACAAUCAUCAGUAACAGCUAUUCAUGCUCCAACUCAAGUUCAGGCUCAAACUGCAACCCAAAUUCAGGCGCAAACUGCAACGCAAGUUCAAGGUCCAACUCUAACAAAAUCAACAGCAACGGCAGUACCAGGUAGCGAACGAAGGUUUAAUAAUAAUAGAAUUUCUGCUGCAAUAAGUACCUGUAGUGGUAUUUUCACAGUUUCAAAUGUCGCACCAACUUCCAUGACCGCUAUGAACAUGGGUGCAGUAACUUCAACAGCAGCUGGAUCUGUACCAUCUACUGCACUUUCUCAAAUGCCGGUGUCACCUGUAGCAUCUUCAGUUAUGACACAAGAAAAACCCAUGGAAGUAUUACAAAGAGAAAAUGCUGAACGGAAUAGUCGAUUGUCUGGUUUGGAAGAGUUAACGGAAGAUUUGUUAGAAGAUUGUGGCCCACCAAGGCGUGUAUCUACACCAGCAUCCAGUUCUUCUGAAUUACCCACUGCAUCAACCGUUAAGCAAGACAUUCUUACUGCAGAGGAACCAAAGCUAUCUGAAACACUAUGUUCACCACCCCAUCAAUCACCAAAAAGACGUGGGCAUGGUCAUUCGGAUUCAUCCUGUUCACCCACUCAAACACCUGUUGUAUUGGAACAAAAAGUUGCACCGAAAAGACGACGCAAAAAUAAUGAGGUAGCUAUGUUAUUGAAUGAUUUAACUGAAGUGGCAUGGCAUCAUCUUGCAAGGAAGAGUACUAACAAAAUCACAAUGCCAACACAAACAAGGAAGGUAUACACACAUGAUGAAGAUGAUGAUAUUGGUAAUAGAAGCUGUAAAAGUGAUUCAAGUGGCUCAGAAAAACCUGCAAAAAAGAAGCAACAACAAAAGAAUAUUACGAAAGCAAAGAACGCUUCGUUAACAAAAAGCGUAACUUCUUCGAAAGCAAUUGAUUCUGAUAGUGGUAUUGGACGGAAACGUGGUCGACCAAAAAAAGAUUAUCUCAGUUCGGAAAAUAUAACCACUACAAAGAAGAAAGUAACAGUAAAAAAGAAGAAAAAGAAGUCUUCUAGUAGCGAUAACAGUAGUUCUGAUUCUGAAAAUGAUAAAAAAGAAAGGAGAAAAGAUUUAAAGAAACUACAUACUCUACCAAAAGAUCAACCAGGUAUAUCAGCAGCUGAAAAGAUCGAAAGAGCUCUUAAUAUGAUGAAGAAGAGACAGUCAUUACCAGAGUUUGAUAAUGAAAGUAGCAAUUCAUCAUUUAUGAGUUCUUCAUCAUCUUCUCCAAUCCGAAGAACGUGGGGUGCCACAUCACAACGCAAAAUUGGACACACUUCCGGUGAUGGUGGUGGUGUAAGCAAGAAAAAAAUGAAUAAAACAAAUCGUCAAUCACGUUCAUUAAGCAAAAUACGGAAGCAAUCACAUAAAGGAAUUGCUACCUCUUCUGCAAAUAUUCGAAAGAAAGGACGUAAAAAGAAAAAGCGAUCAUCAUCCAGCGAAAGUGAAUUGUCAUUGGAAACGAGUAGUGUUGAGUGGGAAAAGAUGAAACCAGUGGUUACUCCAUUACCAGCAGCACAUGCUCCAAUAGUAUUUGAUGAAUGGACAUAUCAUGAUCCAGAAAAACAGUGUGAUGCUAGGUCGGGUUGUAAAAAACCACAAAGUGAAAGUGUUGUUUGGGUGCAAUGUGAUUAUUGCUGCCGAUGGUAUCAUAUGGAAUGUGUAACAGAACAUGGUGUAACAGUUGGUAAUUCUGAUGAUUUCAAUUGUGGUUGUAGGGAAUUAAACAAAACAAGCUGA